AUGAGGCGAAUCGACUCCCCGCUCCGCUACGACUACCGCUCCGCUACAGACUCCCCGCUCGCUGCGACACCCCGGAUCAGCUACAAUUUCCUGCACCAGCUCCCUGCGACUAACAGCACUGGGCACCGCUACGACUCCCGCACCGCGCGCCGCUACGAUGCCACCGCUUGCUACAACUCCUGCCCCGUGCGCUUCUACGACUCCGCCGCUCCGCUAGACUCCCAGCACACGACUACGACUCCCGGCACAGAGCUUCUGAUUCCCCAUACAGCGCAAACUCGCGGGUUUCCCCUUCCCGUGACUCCCUGCGUGACUCGCCCGCUCGCAGGUGGCGCCCGCCGCCGGCCAUGA
This is a messenger RNA of Knipowitschia caucasica, 351 nucleotides long. The record is from the annotation of a GenBank genome assembly. NCBI's taxonomy places the organism in Eukaryota, Metazoa, Chordata, Actinopteri, Gobiiformes, Gobiidae.